This is a messenger RNA of Papaver somniferum (opium poppy), 972 nucleotides long. RefSeq lists its product as uncharacterized. NCBI's taxonomy places the organism in Eukaryota, Viridiplantae, Streptophyta, Magnoliopsida, Ranunculales, Papaveraceae. The record is from RefSeq and is a predicted model, not a curated record. The transcript is spliced from 3 exons. Bases 1 to 972 code for a protein of 323 amino acids.
AUGGAAAAUGAGUUACGGGCCUUAGAUGCAAAUAAUACUUACAGUAUUGUCAAGUUGCCUCCUGGGAAGAAGACUGUUGGCUGUCGGUGGGUGUACAAAAUUAAAUACAAAAGAGAUAAUCAACAAGAGAUUAAAAAUCUUAAAGCAAUGCUUCAUUCUAGAUUCGAUAUCAAGGAUUUAGGGAUACUGAAGUAUUUCUUAGGCUUAGAAAUUGCUUACUCAAAGAAGGGUAUUUUUCUGAAUCAAAGAAAAUACGUGUUGGACCUGUUGAAGGCUACAGGAAAAUUGGGAGUAAAACCUUGUGAUACUCCUACAGAAAGUGGCAACAAACUUGAUAAUGACGGUGAUGUGCUAAAGGAUAUUGGGUCAUAUCAAAGGUUAGUUGGCAAGCUAAUUUACCUUACUGUUACCAUACCUGACAUAACAUAUGCAGUAAGCCUAGUUAGUCGCUAUAUGCAUGCACCCCGUGUUAAACACUUGAAUGCAGUAACUAGGAUUUUACAAUACUUAAAAGGGUCACCAGGCAGAGGAGUUGUGAUGACAAAAAAUGAAGCUUAUUCAAUUUCUAGUUACUGUAUAACAGCAUACUCGGAUGCUGAGUAUGCUGGAUGUCCAGUUGAUCGUAAAUCAACAACAGGGUAUUGCAUCUUCUUUGGUGGUAACUUAGUUACAUGGAAAAGUAAGAAACAAAAUGUUGUUUCUCGAUCGAGUGCUGAAGCUGAGUAUAGAUCCAUGGCUUCAACUACAUGUGAGAUUGUUUGGCUUCGAGCAUUAUUGAAAGAAUUGGGGUGUCUUCCAUCUCAGCCAGCUAAGAUGUUCUGUGAUAAUCAAGCUGCGAUACAAAUUGCUUCAAAUCCCAUCUUUCAUGAGCACACAAAGCACAUAGAAGUGGACUGUCACUUUAUUAGAGAGAAGUCAUAUCAGAAUUCAGAGCUUAGCAAAUGUGGGUUUUCUCUUUUGGAUUUGGGCUGA